This is a messenger RNA of Aspergillus melleus, 2052 nucleotides long. Its product is annotated as flavin monoamine oxidase family protein. Gene Ontology annotation, biological process: amino acid catabolic process. Gene Ontology annotation, molecular function: polyamine oxidase activity; L-amino-acid oxidase activity. NCBI's taxonomy places the organism in Eukaryota, Fungi, Ascomycota, Eurotiomycetes, Eurotiales, Aspergillaceae. The transcript is spliced from 2 exons. Bases 1 to 2052 code for a protein of 683 amino acids. The record is from RefSeq and is a predicted model, not a curated record.
AUGACGGCGACAAUGAAGCGAACGAGUCGGCUUCUGCUGGCUCUGGGACUUUCUAGCAUCAGUUCCGCGGCUGCUGUCUAUAAGCAGUCUGAAUUGCUUCGUUUCCAUAUCCCAUCCGGUAUCACAGCCGACUCGGUACAUAACGUUCAUCUGGAAUUUCUGGACGACAAUCUUCACGGCGACAUCGAGGUGGUCUAUGGGGAAUGUGAGCUUGGCAGCAUUUCCGAACGUCACCAUGACAUCGGCACGAUGUCCAUCAAGCGCGACGCAUACCCCGAACGCUUCGUGUGGGCCACGCCAUCCGACGCACCGCAUUUGCACUGCUUGCAUGCAUUCUCUGGCUCCUCGCUAGUUGGCAGGUCCGAGCCUAUCUCUGUGGCUGCUCCCAUCGUUCGUCGAGAGAGUAUCGCAGAUGUUGCAGAUGCAAUGGGUCCGUGGUUUGACGGCGUGGCAUACAUGAAAGGAAAGGAGCCGGGCAAAGCAGUCGUGAGCAAAGCGAAGAACGCAUCGGUUGCGAUUGUCGGUGGCGGAAUGGCGGGACUGCUCACCAGUCAUCUUCUGGAGUCCGUGGGUAUGCACAACUGGCAUAUCAUCGAAUCAUCGGAUCGUGUUGGAGGCCGUAUCCGCACCAAGUACCUCAACGACACUCGCCCCGACCAGUAUCAGUAUCAAGAAAUGGGCCCUAUGCGCUUCCCCGUCAGCAUCACGUAUGCCGAGACCAACGAGACUUUCGACAUCCAGGACCACAAGAUGGUGUUCCAGCUGGCUGACGUGCUGAACAAGAUGAAUGCGAAAGACCAUCCCGAACUUAGCGUUGACUUCAUCCCAUUUGUUCAGAAGAACCCGAACACGCCCAUCUCCAGCGGAGGAAACCGUCUCCCCAACGGUCGGAUACCGACUGCCGGACAGGUAGACGCAGAUCCGUCGCUGUCAUACGUGGCGGCCUCAUCCAAUGCGACAGCCGUUGCAGAUGCCGAGGCCGACUUCGAGAAAUUUACCCAAGAAACGGACGUUAGCAUGAUGAAGAAGGUAGCUUCGAACUUGUUCCGUGCUCACAAGGCGGCCGUCGAGCACGGACUGCUUGACUGGUCUGAGGAAGCUUACCUGCGAUAUGCCAUGGGAUAUAACGCCAACAUUAGCGACUACGUUAGCGCAAUCAGUCCUAAUGCGAUCUGGGGCGACUUCUUUGAGAACAUCUACUUCGCAGCGACAACGUGGCGCACGAUCGACAAAGGCCUGGAGUCUCUUCCCCGCGCAUUCUGGCCGCACAUCGCGGACAAGACAACCCUCGGUCGCAAGGUCGACGGUCUAACGUACAACGCAACGACCGAGAAGAUUUCCGUGAACUGGCGAAAUGAUCCCAUGCAGAUGGUCCCGGAAAGCGAAGAAUACGACUAUGCCGUGGUUGCAGCACCGUUCAGCAAGGUCCGACUAUGGGAUCUGCCGCGGUACUCAUCGCUGCUCAGUCGCGCCAUCUCCAGUAUGAACUAUAGUCCAUCCUGCAAGGUGGCACUGCAUUACGAGACGCGAUUCUGGGAGCACCAAGAGAACCCCAUUUACGGCGGGUGCGGUACCGUGGACGUGCCUGGCGUCGGCAAUGUCUGCUAUCCUUCUUUCAACAUCAACGGUACUGGACCGGGUGUGAUCCUCGCAUCGUACAUCAGUGGCACCCCAUCUCGUUCGACAGCGUCUCUGAGCACUGAAGACCAUGUCGCUCUUGUGCAGCGCGCCAUGGUGGAGGUCCACGGACCCAUCGCAGCCGAGCAAUUCACAGGUGUUUAUGACCGACAAUGCUGGGAAGUCGACGAGCACCAGGCUGGUGCUUGGGCCUCUCCCUGGGCUGGGCAGCAGGAAUUGUAUCUCCCAGCCUAUUACCAGACCGAGAUGAAGACCAUCUUCAUUGGCGAACAUACGAGCUACACCCAUGCUUGGAUUUUCUCCGCACUUGACUCGGCUGUCCGCGGAACGACACAACUCCUUCUGGACCUUGGAUUGGUGGAUGAGGCCAAGAGUGUUGUGCACACCUGGAUGGGACGAUGGAUCAAGGUGUAG